This is a messenger RNA of Aspergillus glaucus CBS 516.65, 1003 nucleotides long. RefSeq lists its product as uncharacterized. The record is from RefSeq and is a predicted model, not a curated record. NCBI's taxonomy places the organism in Eukaryota, Fungi, Ascomycota, Eurotiomycetes, Eurotiales, Aspergillaceae. The transcript is spliced from 2 exons. The coding region runs from base 147 to 782 and encodes 211 amino acids.
AGGAAGGAGAGCUCGCCCUCCUGCGCCGUGAUAUGGAUGAAGUGAAGGGACAACUGCGGGACUAGGAUGAUGGUGAUAGAGCACUGCGUCAGAAGCUAGCUGAGGCUAAGUCUGAGCGCGAUGCCUAUGCCAACCAGAUUGCAAAGAUGGCCAUACAGUUGUCCAGCAUUGGUAAUCAGGAAUCUACGCCAGCGGUCAUCAGCAACCAAAAUACUACCAAGAUCCCUGAUCCCCCGAUGCUGACUGAUGGAAAGGAGCCCCGAUUUGAAGACUGGUUGCUCCUGAUGACCCAGAAGCUUGCUGCUAACGCUGAUUACUUUGACACGUCCCAGCUCCGUGUUGCGUACGUUGCCAGCCAUUGUGAGGGCAAGGCCCGAAAGCACAUUACCCUUCGUAUGCGAGAUGAUUCCAGGAACCCGUACGCUGAUUCAAACGAUAUGCUUGACCACCUGAAGACGAUCUAUAGCGACCCGAACCGUGUUACCACUGCAAAACACCAGUUCCAACAGCUGUACAUGAAGAAGCUGUGCAUCUCCAGCAGCAUCAAGGAGGGUACUUUCCAGGAGUUCUCCAGCAAUGUUUCCCAGACUGCGAGCCGACUUGAAGUUAUCAACCACCGGACCCAGAAUAAUCAUUCUUUCACCCCAAACAACCGGGACUCCUCAAAGGGAGGAACUAACCGAUCUAAAACCACUGCCAAGAAGGAACUGACCCCAUCCCGAAGCACUAGCCCUACUAGUUCGCGCACUGCUAGUACUAGUCGUGACCGAUUGAUGAAGUAACGCCGUUGCUUCCAUUGUCAAGAGCGUGGACACCUUGCUCAGGACUGCCCAACAAAGGCCACAACCCCUGAAUUGAAGGAUCUUGAGCAGACACACGACACUCUCUGAACUUACUCCACGUGGCGUUCGCUGCCCUGGAUCCCAGGGCCCAAUCCGGUAAUAAAGCGCCUGAGAAUGAACAGAACGACGAAGCGGGAAAAGUCUAGCCCAGGAGAAAGUCU